GAAAAUUCAAUUUCUACAAUUAAAAUGCCAAAUAAUUCAUUUCAACAAACUUUAAAAAUAAUUGAACCAAAAACAAAAACCGGAUGGAAAAAUAAAAUUAUGGAACAAAAUUAUUUAAAUUUAGAAAAGGCAAUUCAUCGAUAUAAAAAUAGUUUUGUUGAGAAAUUGGGCAUGGAUGGAGUUUUAAUCUUUCAGUAA
Messenger RNA from Meloidogyne enterolobii, 198 nucleotides. NCBI's taxonomy places the organism in Eukaryota, Metazoa, Nematoda, Chromadorea, Rhabditida, Meloidogynidae. The record is from the annotation of a GenBank genome assembly.